Molecule: messenger RNA, 1758 nt
Organism: Cuculus canorus (common cuckoo)
Lineage: Eukaryota; Metazoa; Chordata; Aves; Cuculiformes; Cuculidae
Gene: TSEN2
Product: tRNA splicing endonuclease subunit 2
Exons: 14
Coding region: 243-1682 (479 amino acids)
Biological process (GO): tRNA splicing, via endonucleolytic cleavage and ligation; tRNA-type intron splice site recognition and cleavage
Cellular component (GO): tRNA-intron endonuclease complex
Molecular function (GO): nucleic acid binding; tRNA-intron lyase activity
Source: RefSeq, a predicted model, not a curated record
CUGCCCCAGAGGGGGCGUGGUCAGUGGGAGGCGGGGCCGGGCGGCCAUGGCGGUGUGGUGUGCACAUGCGGCGCAUUCCCAGCAGCCCGUGUCUUGCCUUUCCAUCCCUGCGGUGCCUGAGAGGAAGAGGCUGAUGGAUGAGGGCAGUGAACCCCUGCUCGCCGCCAGUCUGCUAUGAUAGUUACAGAAUUAAACCUGGAUUGUGCUCUAGGAUUUAGUGGAGGAAAUAUUCAUAUUAGGAAAUGGCUGAAGCAGCUUUUCAUCCCCCAAGAAGGAAAAGAAGGGUUUUUGAGGCGUAUGAGUCUCCUUUUCCUGUGGAUGUCGGUGGGAAGGAUUUCAGAAUAUGCCAAGCUGAAAUCAUUAACAACAAUGUCAUCGUGAGGAACCCUGAAGACAUUGAACAGCUUUAUAACAAGGGCUAUUUUGGAAAAGGUAUCCUUUCAAGAAGUCGGCCAGUGUAUAGCAUCUCGGAUCCUUCACUGGUUGCUAAGUGGCAAGGUGCUAAUAUAAACAUGCCUAUAAUUACGUCUAAAAAGUACCAGUAUCACGUGCAGUGGGCUAAAAGUAUUUUGCAAGAGCAAGGAUUGGAUGACUGCUCAGUUACCGAAAUUCUUGAAAAUAUCACUAAGCCUCUUGAGCUGCCAGUUUUGAAAGAGGAUGGAGCUGAACAAACCAGUAACAGUUGCAACAGUAUAGGCCCAAAUACAGAAAAUACAGAACUUUCCAGACCAUCUUCUGCAGAUACUGGAAAUGUAGUAGCCCUCAGCCCCGAGAAUCAGAAUGGAGGCCAAAAGAAAGCCCGACUGGAGGGAGAUCCAGCAUUCAAUCCUGUGGCUGUAUGUGACUCUAAAGAACAGGAACAAGGCAACUCGAAAGAAAUAGCUGAAGCGUCGUGCCAGAGGCAUGCAAGCAGCUUCUGCAAGUCUAAGGAGAGUGCCAAGCAAAGGUCUCAUGAGGUGAUCAUGUCAAAAGAAUAUGCUCCAGAAUAUGUGUUGGUGCAAGAGGAAGAAGAAGGUAGCUCAUGUCUUGAAGAUGGCUCUGCUCAGGCACAAGAAAAUCUUGUCAAGAAGGAAAAACUAGUAUGCAGAAGAAAUCCAUUUAGGAUUUUUGAGUACUUGCAGCUCAGCUUGGAAGAGGCUUUCUUCUUGGUGUAUGCACUGGGAUGUUUAAGUAUUUAUUAUGAUGAGGAGCCCUUAACUAUUUUGAAGCUGUGGGAAUUCUUCAGUGAAGUGAAGCCUGAUUUUAAAACGACUUACAUGGCAUAUCACUACUUCCGCAGCAGUGCAAACUCCAGUGCCAAGGAUGAAUUCAGUCAUGGGAGAGAAGGCUUUGCUACUUGCAGCUGGCAAAAGACCUCUUUGGCUAGAGUAGUUAGCAAUAAAGUGCUGUAUCGAAAAGGUCCCCCCUUCUAUCAUGCAAGUUACUCUGUCAUUGCUGAAUUAGUCGAUGAUAACUUUGAAGGUUCUCUUCGCAGACCACUCAGCUGGAUGUCCUUGGCUGGGUUGAACAGAACAACAGCUAAUGCUUCUAAGGAGCUGAUGUUAUGCUAUUUGAUUAAACCGUCUGACAUGACUGAAAAAGAGAUGUCAACACCAGAAUGUAUGAAAAGAAUUAAGGUUCAGGAACUGAUUGUCACUCGUUGGGUUUCCUCCCGUGAGCGCAGUGAGAAAGAUGAAUUUUGACUACAUAGGAAAAGCUUUGUUAUUUUAAGACCACAUCUUGUUUUUUUACCUGAUCUUCUCAUGCUGAACUGUUGCU